Molecule: messenger RNA, 2223 nt
Organism: Cajanus cajan (pigeon pea)
Lineage: Eukaryota; Viridiplantae; Streptophyta; Magnoliopsida; Fabales; Fabaceae
Product: calcium uptake protein, mitochondrial
Biological process (GO): mitochondrial calcium ion homeostasis; calcium import into the mitochondrion
Cellular component (GO): uniplex complex
Molecular function (GO): calcium ion binding
Source: RefSeq, a predicted model, not a curated record
UUAUAUCUAAUCUGUGUCACUUUCAUAGAAAAUUCUCAACCCUUCAUUACUUACCCGUUCGAGUUCACCCACACAACCAAACACACCACUAUCGCCAUGUCCUCCAUUUCCACUCUCAGGAGCAGAUCCUCACCCUUCAUCGCCCAACGCCUCUCAAUCCAACGGUUCCAGAUCCGCCACUCUUCCACCUCUUCGCCCGCCUCGUCGCUCCUGAACUCCUCGGACCCGGUUCGAACCGGCUUCGGCCUAAGGUGCAUUUCGACCGUCCUGGCCGGCACCAGUUUAGGGUUUCUUCUGUACGGAUUCUGCUCUUCUUCGCCCAAUUCCGAGUUUGACUCAGCUCUGCUCAAAAGCUCAAUCUCUUCUCUCGUUGACUGGUCAACUCCGACUCUCGAGGACCCAAACCGACGUCGUUCCUUCUUUCCAAAAUUUUCCUUCCCUGAAAUAAACGGUGGCUCGCUAGUUGGAGAUGCCUUCAGGAGAAAGAUUUUCUUCAACUAUGAGAAGCGCAUUCGGUUGCGAAGUCCUCCUGAAAAGGUUUUUGAAUACUUUGCAUCUGAUCGUAGUCCAGAAGGAGAAGUACUGAUGAAACCAGCAGAUUUAAUGCGGGCAGUGGUUCCUGUUUUCCCUCCAUCUGAAUCCCACCUUGUUAGAGAUGGAUACCUCGAAGGAGAAAGGAGGCCGGGCCAUCUACGCUGCCCUCCUUCUGAAUUUUUUAUGCUCUUUGAUGUAAACAAUGACGGACUUAUAUCUUUUAAAGAGUAUAUCUUUUUUGUUACACUACUCAGCAUCCCAGAAUCAAGCUUUUCAGUGACAUUUAAAAUGUUUGAUGUCGACAAUAAUGGGGAGAUAAAUAAGGAAGAAUUCAAAAAAGUAAUGGCAUUGAUGCGAUCUCGUCAUCGACAGGGUGUUCACCACAGGGAUGGACUGCGAACUGGCCUAAAGGUGAAUGAUUCUGUGGAAGAUGGAGGGCUGGUGGAAUUCUUUUUUGAUAAAGAUGGAAAUGGACGCCUCCAGCAUGAUAAAUUCGUAAAAUUUUUGAGAGACUUGCAUGAUGAGAUUCUGAGGCUGGAGUUUGCUCAUUAUGACUACAAAUCUCGACAAACCAUAUCAGCCAAGGACUUUGCACUCUCCAUGGUUGCUUCUGCUGACAUGAGUAAUCUAGGCAGGUUGCUUGGACGGGUUGAUGGAUUGGAUGAUGAUCCACGUUUUAAGGAUUCACGAAUCACAUUUGAGGACUUCAAAAACUUUGCAGAGCUACGGAAAAAAUUAUUACCAUUUUCAUUGGCCCUUUUCAGCUUUGGAGAAGUAAAUGGUCUAUUGACAAGAGACGAUUUUCAACGAGCAGCAUCUCAUGUAUGCGGCAUUUCUCUCUCGGACAAUGUGGUUGACAUUGUUUUCCAUUUGUUCGACACAAAUCGGGAUGGAAACCUAAGUUUUGAUGAGUUUGUCAGAGUACUACACAAGCGUGAGAGGGACAUUGCACAACCCGUGGAGACAGGAAUAAUGGGUUUGUUGUCAUGCUGCUGGAACUGUAGUAAAAACUUCUCAUCUUCAUGGUUGUUUUCCUGAUUUAGAAAAGUUACUUUCACAAACAUUUCAAGAUCAGACAUAACAGAAUAGAUUGGAGUUGGAGCCGGUGAACAGAAGAGAAAAAUAAAGGUAAAGGUGGGUAGUGAGCAGUGACUGUUGAUCUGGGACUGGAAGUUUCCCGUAAGAUACAUUUCUAUGUCAAACACAGAUCUUCCUGAUAUCACCUCACUUUGCAGUACCCUUGAAGAAAAGAUGAGCACACACAUAACCUACUUUUUGAUAGCUUAGAAAUAUCAAACAAGUAUGUUGCAAAAUCAAUGUGUCACUGAGGUGGGGAAAAUAUCUAGUUUUCCCCACUUUAUGCUUUUGGUUUCGGGUUUGGCUGCUGAUACCCUUGAUACCCGGAACUAUUUGGGCUUUGCCAUGUAAGUAUGUACCCUAAUCUGUACUUAGAAAUCAUUCAGUUCCAUGUAAUUUUUAAAGGACUUCUAUGAAUGCCUACAAUCGUUCGUAUUUGCGGUGUAUGUUGAUGUAUUGUAAUACCUACCUAUGGGUAUGCCUCUUGCAAUACUAUAAGCUCUUUAGUAAUUUACAUUAGAGUACAGUGAGAUGUUAUAGCCUUGAGGGGAAAAGUGAGGGAGUAAAUUUCAUUGUAUCAAAUAUAUAAUAAUCUCUAUUUCUUUGGGUCCA